AUGCCACCAGACCUCCCCCUUAUCGAUGCACAUUGUCACGUCUCAGGCAAUACCAGAGUCCAGGACGACGACGACGGAAUACAGCGAUGUCUCAUGAGCACCAACCAAACCGACUUGAAGGCUAUCCGGAGCGCAAAAGAGAGGCUCGGGGGCCGCGUAUUUGCUGGUUUUGGCGUGCACCCGUGGUAUAGCCAUUUGUUUGUGGAGCUGAACAAGCUGAACAAGCUGGAACACUAUUCUAGUGUGUUGAGGGGACCCGAUAGCGAGGCAAUUGCUGCGCAAUUGCCCGAGCCUGUGCCGUUGCAGCAGUAUAUUGAUGAGUGUCUUGGCCAGUGCCAAGGCACUGGCCAAGAUACUCCCCAGUGGGCCUCUUGCAUUGGCGAAAUAGGGCUCGAUAAGGUGUUUCGGAUUCCUGAGCCAGAGCCAGGGCCCGGGUCAGAGUCCAGUCCCAAGGCCAGUCCCAAGGCCAGUCCCAAGGCCAAUCCCAAGACCACCCUCUCCCGCUCCCGCACUACAAUGGACCACCAAAUAGCCAUAUUCACAUCCAUGCUCGACCUGGCCUGUGCCAAACGUCUCCCCGUCUCCAUCCACUCCGUCAAGUGCCACGGCAAAGUGCUCGAGAUAUGCACCAAAAAACUGCUCGACUCGAGCGUCAACGUGUGCAUACACUCCUUCACGGGCACCCUCGACACCCUACACCUGUGGCUUGCCACGUUCCCGCACGAACGGCUCUUCUUUAGCGUUUCCUGGAUAAUCAACGUCAACAGGGCCCAGGCCCAGGGCCAAGCAGCGUCCACCAACCUCCUCAAACACAUCCCAUUGCAAUGCAUCCUCACGGAAACGGACUGUUGCGUGGACGUGGAGCCGCUAGACUCGCAGCGGCGCAUGCUCACGCGCGUGCUCGAGGCCAUUGCCGAAGCCCACUCGAUGAGCAUCGAAGACGCAGCCGCAACAGUGCAGCGCAACUUCGCCAGGUAUAUAGGGGAAACACAUAGUUGA
Messenger RNA from Kluyveromyces marxianus DMKU3-1042, 999 nucleotides. Its product is annotated as putative endodeoxyribonuclease. The record is from RefSeq and is a predicted model, not a curated record. The transcript has a single exon. Lineage: Eukaryota; Fungi; Ascomycota; Saccharomycetes; Saccharomycetales; Saccharomycetaceae. Gene Ontology annotation, molecular function: hydrolase activity, acting on ester bonds. Bases 1 to 999 code for a protein of 332 amino acids.